GUUCUCCGCUCAUUUCUCCCGGACAGGCACGCGACACAACGCAGCCUCUCACCGCCUUUCGCGUUGUACGUCUUAUUUUUGUGUGUGUGAAUUGUAACCUAGAGGGGCAGAAAUCGGGGCGAAACGCUGUUUUCGUGCCCGCCGGCGGAGCGUUAGCUAGCUCGCUAGCAUCGGCAAGUUGGGAAAACAGUCCGUCACGGCGAAGACACGGGGGCAGAGGCGCCCCAUCGCCUCCAACAGUGAAAAUCGUUGCUGACUCCCUCGACGCCACAGACGCUGAGGACACAGCGUUUGCGUCUAAUGCAGCGUGUUUGUGAGUGUGGGAUUAAUCCACGCUGUGUCGGGGGAGCGGGUGGAGCUCGGACGUUCCAACCCACCCACACUCACGUCCUCUUUCUUCCUGCUUACUCCUCAAGGGAGAACUGAGGACGACGGACCCAUGAAGCAUGAGAGGGUGGAGCUGAGGCUCAGCUGACCUCUCCUUCCCCCUCCUCCUCCUCCUCUCCCCUGUGCUUCAUUUGAUCGGCACCGCCCCUUCCCUCCCCUUUAUUCCCCUUCCCGUCGGCCUGGUGGAUCUCACCCGUCCUUCUCCUCCUUCAGUCCCUCAACCAGCCGUGCCCAAUGUACUCCCCAGAGCAGGAAAACAUCUCCACCACCGCCUCCACCAAAGUGCCAGUGAAGUAUGGAGAGCUGAUUGUGCUGGGGUACAAUGGCUCUCUGCCCAACGGAGACCGGGGCCGACGUAAAAGCCGCUUUGCUCUUUGCAAAAGGCCAAAGGCGAACGGGGUGAAGCCCAGCACGGUCCACGUCGCCUGCUCUCCACAGGCAGCCAAGGCCAUAAGCAACAAAGACCAGCACAGCAUCUCCUAUACUCUGUCUCGAGCCCAGACGGUGGUGGUGGAGUACACCCACGACAGCAAUACAGACAUGUUCCAGAUUGGCCGAUCGACAGAGAGUCCCAUAGACUUCGUGGUGACGGACACUGUGGCUGGCAGCCAGAGCAACGCAGACACUCAGUCGGUCCAGAGCACCAUCUCCCGUUUCGCCUGCCGCAUCAUGUGCCAGCGCACGCCGCCUUACACCGCACGCAUCUACGCCGCAGGCUUCGACUCCUCCAAGAACAUCUUCCUCGGGGAGAAAGCUGCUAAGUGGAAGACGUGUGACGCUCAAAUGGACGGGCUGACCACCAACGGCGUGCUGGUGAUGCACCCUCGCACCGGCUUCACCCAGGACUCCAAACCGGGCGUGUGGAGGGAGAUCUCAGUCUGCGGCAACGUCUUCACGCUGCGGGAGACGCGCUCGGCUCAACAGCGGGGAAAGAUGGUGGAGACCGAGUCCCAGGAGCUCGUGGACGGCUCCCUCAUCGACCUUUGCGGCGCCACCCUGCUGUGGCGCACGGCCGAGGGGCUGGCGCGCACGCCCACCCUCAAACACCUGGAGGCCCUGAGGCAGGAGAUCAACGCCGCCCGGCCCCAGUGUCCCGUCGGCUUCAACACGCUGGCCUUCCCCUCCAUGCGGCGCAAGGACACGCCGGACGAGAAGCAGCCGUGGGUGUACCUCCAGUGCGGACACGUGCACGGCUACCACAACUGGGGCAACCACCGCGAGGAGCGCGAGGGCCGCGAGGGCCGGCACCGCGAGUGCCCCAUGUGCCGGGCGCGGGGCCCGUACGUGCCGCUGUGGCUGGGCUGCGAGGCGGCCUUCUACGUGGACGCGGCGCCGCCCACGCACGCCUUCAGCCCCUGCGGCCACGUGUGCUCCGAGAAGACGGCGGGCUUCUGGAGCCAGAUCCCGCUGCCGCACGGCACGCACACCUUCCACGCCGCCUGCCCCUUCUGCGCCCAGCAGCUGAGCGGCGAGCAGGGCUACGUCAGACUCAUCUUCCAGGGACCGCUGGACUAGCGGGGCCCGGCCCGUUUUGGCUGCGCUUGAACAGGAACUUUUCCUCUGGACUUUUUGUCUCUUUCACAUUUUUAAGUGACCUUUGUAUUGCUUUUUCAUGAAAGACAACAAAGAUUUCUAUAUUUUCAUGGGAGACCCAAGACACAAAAACCAAACAAAGAACACUGCUGGGUAACGAUUUAAUGUUUGUUUGUCUAAAAGAACUUUCAACAACAGUAUUUAUCUAAAUGACUAAUUACCCCAGUGCUGAAAUGGUUUUUAUUCAUGUUUAUUGUUGCAAUAUCCAUCUGAUCUGUGUACAUCUCUUAGAGCUAAUUUAAACAAAGAUGUUUUAUUUAUGGCCCAGGAACCAUCGCUUCAUCUUUUAUCUGUCAGAUAACUUCAAUACUAUUAAGCAUUUUAUUGAGAAUACAGUAUAUUAAUAAUGGGAUGUAAAGUUCUAGGUGUGUUCUGAGGAUUUCGUUCUGCGUCUUCCCCCCCCCGUUCACUUCUCAGAUGUGUUUUUGUUGUAUUUAUACUCCCCGUCCUCUGGCGUGCGCUCACUCUGUUCCUUUACCUUUACGUGUCUCUCACCACGGCCGUUUUCACAUUCAAAGCAAUAGAUUUGGAACAGAAACCUCCUAAAGUAUUAUGGGAAACGGAGUCCUCUAGGCUCAGACAGCUCUCUCCCUUUAACGUCUAAGUGAAACGUUGCUGUGGGUGAGUGACUCCUUUCUGCCCCAGCUACUCGUCCUGCAGCCAUGUAGCUACUAUCACACGCACACUCACUGCACUCAGACCUGAUUCACCCCUUUAUCACCAAUGUUUAAUACAAACAGCCUGUGUGGACGGUGUUCAGGGCUCACCGGCUCAGUUACAGCAGCAAUAAGACAUCACUUUGCCAUGAACAGUAUUCUGAUGACAUUUUAACCACACCAGACACUGAAGUAAAGUAUUUUCUCUGUCCCUCAUCACACAAGCAUCAAAACACGCAGGUUAAAGACAACUGUAGCUGUUUGACUCAGGUUUGAUCCACACACACGGCUUUGUGUCUUUCAUCAUAUCGUCCUAAUGGCUUUGUCGUGCUCUGCAGACUGUUUAGAAGUGGUUUCAGGGAGAGUUAUAAUGUGGCGAGAGCUGCAGUGUCGGUACAACGUGAGGACAGACUGCUUGUUAUACAGCAAAAAGCACCAUGAAAACUACGUGACUUUAACCAGUGUUGAGACGUUGGAUGUUCUGAGAACACAGUUCUGAUAUUUUGCACAUCUGUGGAAUCAGUCUCCAAAAGUCUCCAAAGCAUCUGCAGCUGUCGGUAGCAUGUGUGUGCGUGAGAUUGUAAUUUAUGUGUCCAUGAUGAUUGUAGGUGUAGUGUUUGAACUGUGUGUUCAUCUGUCCAGGCAGUACUUACUCACCCAUCAGUACCCUCCCCCCGCACUCAGACUACACACUAACUCACCUCAGGGAGAAUAAUACUGACCUGUGUCACACACACACACUCACACACUCACACACACACACACACACACACACACACACACACACACGGCUAAGGCCUCCUCGGCCUCAUCCGCUCUGCUUUCGGUUCUGUCCCAUGGGCUCUGUGUGCAGUGUGAGAGUAAGGGCUUCACUCUGUUUCUGAACUGUUAUCUCCACCCUGUUGUUGCUCCAUCACGUCUGACAGUCCAUCUGCGACUCGCUCUUCCUCUGGAUCCUCUUCGAGUCUCCUUCUGCUCGUUACGGUGAAAGCAACGAAUGUUUCCAGCAAACACAUUUUUGUAAUAACUUUAAACAAUAAAGCGUAAAAGUGA
Betta splendens (Siamese fighting fish) is the source of this 3689-nucleotide messenger RNA. RefSeq names its product pellino E3 ubiquitin protein ligase 1b (gene peli1b). The record is from RefSeq and is a predicted model, not a curated record. Gene Ontology annotation, biological process: regulation of Toll signaling pathway; protein K48-linked ubiquitination. Bases 622 to 1902 code for a protein of 426 amino acids. Gene Ontology annotation, molecular function: ubiquitin protein ligase activity; protein binding. The transcript is spliced from 8 exons. NCBI's taxonomy places the organism in Eukaryota, Metazoa, Chordata, Actinopteri, Anabantiformes, Osphronemidae.